Messenger RNA from Nerophis ophidion (straightnose pipefish), 3806 nucleotides. RefSeq names its product potassium voltage-gated channel, subfamily H (eag-related), member 2b (gene kcnh2b). Gene Ontology annotation, cellular component: membrane. NCBI's taxonomy places the organism in Eukaryota, Metazoa, Chordata, Actinopteri, Syngnathiformes, Syngnathidae. The coding region runs from base 278 to 3253 and encodes 991 amino acids. The transcript has 18 exons. The record is from RefSeq and is a predicted model, not a curated record. Gene Ontology annotation, biological process: membrane repolarization during action potential; regulation of ventricular cardiac muscle cell membrane repolarization; potassium ion transmembrane transport. Gene Ontology annotation, molecular function: inward rectifier potassium channel activity.
UCAGCAUGUUUCAAAUUGUAAUAUGAUAUUUCUGUAUUUUUGAAGGUCCGGUCUACAAAGUUGGCCAGAAGACCACGUGGAGGACCGGCGCACUUUACUGCGCUCCGUGUGUCCGGCGCUCCCCCAGCCGCCUCCUCCCCACGUAAUCCACCUGGUGGGACCCCUCACCCAGUCGUCCCCCUGCGUAGCAUCGCACCACCGCCUCAGCCUCAACCAGGACGCCUCAGGCUCCAACUGUUCUCUGUCACGUAGCCGCUCGCGGGAAAGCUUCCACAGCAUGCGGCGCGCCUCCUCUGUCGACGAGAUCGAGGCCAUGAGGCCCGACUGGGACCGGAAAAACCGGAGAGCGAGCACACGGCCGGGAAGCACCGGUGCAGUGAACAGUAAGUCCAACAUACUGAACUCCACGUCAGACUCUGACCUCAUGCGGUACCGUGCCAUCUCCAAAAUUCCUCAGAUCACCCUCAACUUUGUGGAUUUCAAACCGGACCCGCUCAUAGCUCUGCCCUCAGGCGAGAUGGACAUCAUUGCACCUUGCAAACUCAUCGACCGCACGCACCACGUGACCGAGAAAGUCACGCAGGUGUUGUCUCUGGGCGCCGACGUGUUGCCGGAAUACAAACUUCAAGCUCCCCGCAUCCACAGUUGGACGGUUUUGCACUACAGCCCCUUCAAGGCGGUCUGGGAUUGGCUUAUCCUGCUGCUGGUCAUCUACACCGCCAUCUUGACACCUUAUUCUGCCGCUUUCCUCCUCAACGACACGGAAGAUGUAGCCAUUCAUAGCUGCGGAUACUCGUGUUCUCCUCUCAAUGUGGUGGACCUCAUAGUGGACAUCAUGUUCAUUAUCGACAUCCUCAUCAACUUCAGGACAACGUACGUCAACUCCAACGACGAGGUGGUGAGCCACCCCGUGCGUAUCGCCGUGCACUAUUUCAAGGGAUGGUUCCUCAUCGACAUGGUGGCCGCCAUUCCCUUCGACCUUCUCAUCUACCGCAGUGGAGAAGAGACCACCACUCUGAUCGGCCUGCUGAAAACCGCUCGUCUAUUACGACUGGUCCGCGUCGCGCGGAAAUUGGACCGCUACUCGGAAUACGGCGCGGCUGUGCUCUUCCUCCUCAUGUGCACUUUUGCUCUCAUCGCUCACUGGCUGGCCUGCAUCUGGUAUGCUAUAGGUAAUGUCGAGAGGAAUGGCUCCAUUGGGUGGCUUCACACGCUGGGGGACCAACUUGGAAAAACCUUCAAUGAUUCCAUCCCAGGUUCAGGGCCUUCCAUCAAAGACAAGUACGUGACGGCUCUGUACUUCACCUUCAGCAGUCUGACCAGCGUCGGUUUUGGAAACGUCUCCCCGAACACGAACUCAGAGAAGAUCUUCUCCAUCUGCGUCAUGCUCAUAGGAUCUCUGAUGUACGCCAGCAUCUUCGGGAACGUCUCAGCCAUCAUCCAGCGGUUGUACUCUGGGACGGCGCGCUACCAUACUCAGAUGCUUCGAGUGAGGGAGUUCAUCCGCUUCCACCAGAUUCCCAACCCGCUCCGUCAGCGUCUGGAGGAGUACUUCCAACACGCCUGGUCCUACACUAACGGCAUCGACAUGAACGCUGUGUUAAAAGGUUUUCCAGAGUGUCUCCAGGCGGACAUCUGUCUCCAUCUGAACCGGACUCUGCUGCAGAACUGCAAGGCUUUUAAAGGCUCCACCAAGGGCUGCCUCCGGGCGCUGGCCAUGAAGUUCAAGACCACCCACGCGCCUCCCGGCGACACGCUCGUCCACGCCGGGGACGUCCUCACUGCCAUCUACUUCAUCUCCAGAGGAUCCAUCGAGAUACUCAGAGGAGACGUGGUGGUGGCUAUAUUAGGAAAGAACGACAUCUUCGGCGAGCCUAUCAACCUGUACUCUCGACCGGGUAAAUCCAAUGCAGAUGUGCGGGCUCUGACCUACUGCGACCUGCACAAAAUAUUCAGGGAAGAUGUCCUGGAGGUACUGGACAUGUACCCAGAAUUUGCAGACCACUUCUGGAACAACCUGGAAAUCACCUUCAAUCUUCGUGAUACCAACAUGAUCCCAGGCUCUCCCAGCAGUGAUGAGUCCAAAUGCGGGGGCUUCAACAAAUUACGCAGGCGCAAAUUAUCAUUCCGGAGGCGCACAGAGAAAGAUGAUGCCGACGCCGGUGAAAUUAAAAAGAGCCACAAGUCGGUGAGUCGCAGAAGAGAGAGGGAAGCGAAUCACAACCAGAAACGUCAGGAGGCAGCGAAGAGACAGUAUCGGAGCUCGGUGUCUUCGCACUCCAGUGGUGAUGAGGGAGAUGAAUCUGUUGUAACCGGCCUCACUCCUUCCUCUGCAAUGUUGGACAUUCCACAUGGUCAGUCCACACCCAAACGUUUCUCGGAGCACACAGACGCGGAGGCCGAGGCCAGGACCGGCAACACCUGCAAUGCAUUGUCAGGUGCUCUCUCGGGUGUGUCCAACAUCUUCAGUUUUUGGGGGGAGAACCGAGGGGGCGGUCAGUACCAGGAGGUUCCCAGCUGCAGCCUGGCCUCACCCCCAUCCCUCGGCACACCUUUGCACAGCUUGAGCCGCCAGCAGCGCAACCAACUGGACACACGCCUGGACCUGCUGCAGAAACAACUUAAUAGGUUGGAGAAUCGCAUGUCAGCAGACAUCGGAACGAUCAUGCAGCUGCUGCAGAGACAGAUGACUAUAGUGCCACCUGCCUAUAGUGCUGUGUCCUCACCGCCUCAGGCCUUCCUGUACUCUGAUCCGGGUCCUGGAGAGAAACUGGUUUCACCUGUUACACCUUUGGAGACAAACACCUCGGCCUCUCUAUCCCAGAUCUUGGAUUCUCAGGAUUUUGAAGAAUUUCCAGUGAAAUCGCUUGAAUCGCUUGAGCCACGGGACUCUCCUUUGAUUAGCACCAACCAGAAUCAGAUUUCUUCCUCUGGAUUGGACAGUUUGGGACAACAUUUGGAGUUUGAGCUUGGACUAGGAACUGGGGGCGCUGCUAUUUCCGGACCAUCAGUAGGUUUGGAUUUAGAGAAUAAUGCAGCCUCGAGUUCACAACCUGGGAUGGGCACAAGUUUUAGAACAGGGUUGGAAUCGAGAUCAGGGUUGUGUACUGGGGCUGGGGUCGAGCAAACAGCUGAAGCGGAGCUGUCUUUCCAGGAUUCUGACACCCAAAGGAGGCUGUCCCUUCAGGAGUCACAAACACCUAUGGACUCACGGACACCACAGAGACACAGUUCUGACCCAGGAGGGAGGUAGGGAAGCGUUGAGGAGCAGAGAAGAGGAAGGUUCUACACAAGAGAUGUUGUAUCCUACUGGAGCCUUGUGGAACGUUUGAUCGUGUCUUCACCAACGACUCCCCCCUUGUCAAAGCAAGGUUGCAUCGUUCGCUCAGACCUUUGGGUGAAGUAGGAUUAACGUCUCUGUCCCUUUCCCUCUAACCCGAUUCUUCCCCUUCAAGAGCUUUCAGAACUCAAACAGUGAAACCUUUAAUCUACAUCCCAAAUGGAGCUUGAGGGUGACAUCCUUGCACUCUCAGAUGACUGCAAUCCUAUCGGAGUAUCUCUACCUGUAGGAGUAUCCCUUUACUGCUGGAUCCAGUCUUGUUGAGAACAAACGCAGCAGACGGAAUCUUCAUGAAGUGAAACAAGUAGCCAUCAUGUCUUGCACUGAAAACAAUUAUUCUACUCUUCGUGUCAGUGGCGCUUCCGAAAACUAAGUUGGUAAAAAUGUAGUGUUAGCUGGCCUAACAGGAAACCUGCUGUCCCCUUUCUGUCAUCGCUUCCUUUUACCCUGAUGUCCCCCCCCCCCC